Molecule: messenger RNA, 1381 nt
Organism: Brassica napus (rape)
Lineage: Eukaryota; Viridiplantae; Streptophyta; Magnoliopsida; Brassicales; Brassicaceae
Product: putative clathrin assembly protein At1g14686
Exons: 1
Coding region: 161-1228 (355 amino acids)
Biological process (GO): clathrin-dependent endocytosis; vesicle budding from membrane; clathrin coat assembly
Cellular component (GO): clathrin-coated pit; clathrin-coated vesicle
Molecular function (GO): phosphatidylinositol-4,5-bisphosphate binding; 1-phosphatidylinositol binding; clathrin heavy chain binding
Source: RefSeq, a predicted model, not a curated record
AAAUGAGAUUUCUUAUUUUAGCUUAUCCUUUAUCUGAUUUGUUUUAAAAAAAACAAGCGAAGACUUUUUUUUUAUUGGUUUUAAAACCAACAAAUAUUUCGAACUUAUAAAGAGUAAAAGAAAGAGAAAAAAAAAGAUUUAAAAACCAAAAGCGAGGGAGAUGAAUAUAUGGAAACGAGCUUCCGUAGCUCUCAAGGACGGAACUAGCCUCAUCGCGGCGGACGACCUCCUCAAGGCAGCCGUCGUCAAAGCCACAAACCACGACGAGUACUGCAUCGAUCCAGAGAACGCUCUCUUCAUCUACCGCCACGUCCGCGCCACCCCGGCGAGCCUCAAGCCUCUCAUCAGCGCCAUCUCCUCCCGCGUCACGCGCACGCGCAGCUGGGUGGUUGCUUUAAAAGGCUUGAUGCUGAUGCACGGCUUCUUCCUCUCGAAAACCACCGCCGCGGAGUCGAUCGGACGGUUACCGUUCGAUCUCUCCGCGUUCGGCAGGGAAGGAAACUCGCGGACGAGCAGCAGCAGCAGAUCCGGCGGGUUCAACCUCUUCGUGCGCGCGUACUUCGCGUUCCUCGACAGGCGCUCGAUCCUCUUCCACGACGGGAACCGUCACCGGUACGACGAGGAGUCGUCGGUGAUGAUAAGGCUCGUGAUCAUACGCAAGAUGCAGGUGAUCAUCGACUCGCUGGUUCGGAUCAAACCGAUCGGGGAGAGCGUGAGGAUACCUGUGAUCAACGAGGCGAUGGAGAACGUGAUCAGCGAGAUUCUGGAGAUCUACGGCUGGAUCUGCCGCCGGAUCGCGGAGGUGUUGCCGAACGUGAACUCGAAGUCGGGGAAACGGCAGGCUGACGUGGCGUUGAAGAUCGUCGCGAAGUCGAUGACGCAGGGGGAGGAGCUUGUCAAGUAUUUCGUGUUCUGCAGAGAUCUUGGAGUGGCGAAUGCUCAGGAGAUUCCGAAUUUCGUGAGGAUUCCGGUGGAUGAUGUCAUUCAUCUACAUGAGAUCGUGUGGACGGAUAAAGAAGAAGAGCAAGGGGGAGAGGAGGAGCCGGAUGAGGGUGAGAAUGGUGAGGAGAGGGCGAAGUGUGUAGAAGAAGGAGAAGAGGAGAUGGAGCGUGAACUGAUUCCUGUAAUUGAUGAUUUGAUAAAACUUGAUGAUGAUGAAGCUAUGGAGGAUGACGAGCCCCCAACUGCUCCUCCUGUAGUUGAUGUUCCAGACUUAAUUAGCCUUUAAUUAUGUUUAUAUUCUCUCUGUAUUAAUUAACUUGGACUGGUUAUUAUUUGUUUAUAUGGUCCCAAAUUAUCAAAUUAAUUUCGUGAUUCUAUAAUAAUUUAAGGCUUAAUAUCUUGAUUUAUUCUAUUUAUAGCUAUAUAAAACAUGUAAAUG